This is a messenger RNA of Cladocopium goreaui, 450 nucleotides long. The record is from the annotation of a GenBank genome assembly. NCBI's taxonomy places the organism in Eukaryota, Dinophyceae, Suessiales, Symbiodiniaceae.
AUGACUGAUGCCGCCCUCAGCGAUGGUGACAAUCGGGCGAAGGGUUUGAACCUUCUUUCAAGGGCUUUGAAGGUGGAUCCUGAGACGAACGAGUUGGAAAGUGCCUUUGCUGAAGCCCUUGCAGCUUGCUUUGCCCAGCGCUUGGAGGCCGUGACACGAGACAACAUGUGGCUGCAUGGCUUUGGGCACACCAGCAAUGCAAUGGGACCUCUGUUGGCGACCAAGCUGGGCGCGCCAUUCGGCUCUAUCGUCAGAAGAUUCGAUGCCUGGCAACAACCCUCGGUCUCAGCAACUGAGCUGGUUGCAAGGCCAGAGGAGGACUUUCUGGACGAAGCCCAACGACAAGCGAGAGCCAAACACAGACAGGAGGCGAUGUCUGAGGUUUGCUUAAAGGAGCGUCUGGGAUGUCUGGGUCAGUUCAAGAUUCCAGGACGAGGAAAUGAGAAUUGA